CAUGGCGCCCUCACGCCAAUGCCAAUGGCAAUGGCGCGGCCCUGGAUUCUGAAUCGGAACAGUGGAAGGAGAGGAGGGGCCAGCCACUACCCUGGCAGAAAGCAUGGCAUCCAAAGCAGAUGAAUUUGGGGUUCCAUGCCCGGCUUCUUUCAGCCAGAGACGUGAAGUGCCUGUCGCGUUCCCAACGGGGCUGGUUGUAAUAUCGCGGGGAGAGCCCCAAUUCUGAUGCUUCAGUUUGACAGCUCGAGAUUUGAAGCCGGCUGGCAACAUUGGGCGAUAAUCGGGCCCCAUGUUAGCAGUGACUCGUUGAGGUCGUGUAAAUGGACCCCUCUCUUUCUGAGGAGCUCAGCAGUACAUUUUUUUUUUCCAGUCAUCGAGACAGGGUUAUUGUAAUUCGCACCACAUCUGAUCCAUGUUGAUGAGAAGUGGCCUCUCAAUAAACUUGACAGUUUUUUCCACAAACAUAAGCCUUUGUGGAAGGUAGUCCAAUCAAGCAAUAUCACCGGUAACCCAUACCCGCUGUAAGAGCAAUGGAUUCAGAAUACCUUGUGAGGGCCCGGCUAGGUAUGACGGGGGACAUUGGCGGCCGUCCCCCAGGGCUGGGCCUGCGGUCCUUUUCUGGAAGCCCCAGUAAGACCAGCUAUCUGCUAGAUGGCCUCCCAACAUCGGGCGCGAACAAGCGGCCUCGGCCGGUGGAUGCUGAUGCAGUCACGCUGGACAAUUAUCAUGUGUCCAAGCGCUAUCUAACGGAGAUGAUGGCCUCCAGCUUGAACCUUCUCAAAGUUGGCGACUCCAAAGACGAUGGAACGGACGGCCCCCCGAUGUCUGAGCUUUUAUCCAGCUCGCUUCCCAGCGAGGGGGGGUCGCUUAUGGAGCAGCGUUUCAUGGGCAGCCUGCCCCGUUACAGCUCCGCCGCUCUCUCUGCCGGAGGGGACGAUAUGAUGUCGAACCAGGGCGACUCUGCGAUGAGCGACGACAACGGCGAUACGGAUGACGACAGCAGCCCUGGCAGCUGGCGGCGCAACAACAUGCUGAUGCAGGAGGCGCAGUUCAAGUCCCCUGAGGCUGCCUAUGGCCCAGACGGGACGAGGAGGCGCCCAAACGGAGGGGGGAUCGCAGCGUCCAACCUGGCGACCUCAAGCCUGGCCAGCCCCGUCCCUCCGGCGGUUACCGGCCCUGGCGCAUGGGGCAUCCCAGCUCACACGAGCACCCACCCGUACGCCAUCCCUUCUCGGCACCACGCGCUGCAGCAAAAGGAGGGGGACAGCCGUCUUCCUCCCUCCCCUAGCGACCCCGCCCAGUCUGCAAACCUUCGCCGCGCGGCCCUGCUGCGCUCCCUGCAAAUGCGCGGCCAAGCCCCCUCCACUGCGCACUCCCCAACGCAAGUCCCCUCCGGUCUGGGCCAGUCUGUGUCGAGCGGUUUUAAGCUAGGACCGUCGGCGUUGGCCAUGGGUAACCCGCCCGAGUUUAGGCUUAACCGGGGGGUGGAGUCGGGGGCGAGGGAGGGGGUGGUAGAGGGGAAGCCGGGGUGGGUUCCGGCACCGGGGGGGGGACAGUCGGUCCUAUCGCCAGUGCCGGAAAUGGACCCCCAGGAAGGGGCGAUGAUGGAUGAAACGGGGGGGCAAGAGGGCUUGCAGGACGGGAAGAGGGAAACAGAAAAGGAGACGCGAGAUAUGUCCAGCGAGGCGACGUUCCAGUCCAAUGCUGGUAGGAACGAGGAUUUGAAAGGGGGGUGGAGGCAGCAAACUACUCGGGUAAAGGGCUGGGGGGAAUCGACCGUGAAGAAAGACCUGAACGCUGGGUGGGAGCAGGAUGAGAAGCGGGCGAUCUCGGAUUUCCGGCCUGCGGGAUCGCAGUGGAAUUCGCAAACUGUGCGCAAGUGGGGCGGUGCGGAAAAUGGUAUAGCGGCGCAAAAGCCCGGGUGGAGUCCUCAAGGCGGAACCGGGUCAGCGAGGGGGUUAGCAGACGGGUUUGGAACCACCCCACGACCAGCAAAGGGUCUCUGGGGAACGGCGCCGAAGUCCCCUCCGCUAAGCGGGAUUGUAAAUCAGCAGAAGUCGCCCCAGUGGAAAGCGGGGGCGAGUAACCUAAUGGACGGAAAGGAGGAUCCGCUCAGUCCGGGAGAGCCGAUGAGCCCCGGGUGGGGGCCGACUGAUACAGAGGACUUCCCCCCCCUGACGAGUGGCGGGAAGCAAUGGCAGGGGAGUGCGCAGCAGGGGGAGAGGAAAGUGGUGUGGAAGCCGCGGUUGAAAGCCAACAGUCUGGAGCUGACGAGCUCGCCGGACUACGGAAGCUUCACGGACAGAGGGAGCUGCAUGCAAGUGGCGCGCAGCCGGAGCGCCUCAGUGCCGUCUUCCUCCGGUCUCCACUCCUCCGACCGCCGCCCCCAAGCAGACUCUUCCCUUUCAAAGCUAGGCACGUCGGCCGUAGCAGGGACUCCCACUUUUGGUGGGCGGGAAAAGGUGUCAGAGGAGGCCCCGUCUGGGCCCGAGUCGCAGGCCGCCACAGCCAUGGAGGACGACGCCCAGGACAGGGACGAGCACGACAAGGCCUCUCCCAGAAGCAUCUUCGCCCCCCCAACCUUCAUCCCUCCGCUGAUCGAUCAGCCGAGCAGUGCUGGUAGAACGCGCAAGAGCGCGACCAUGCAAACGAUCCAGCAGCCGGGGGGGAGCUUUGCGUCUACUCCCCGGCCCGGGUUUUACCAGUCGGCGAGCCCCGAGUUCCGGGGGGUCCAGCAAGGCGCCCGGCAGAGCCCCCUGCAAGGUUCCCCGUCCCCGCCCCAGGGCUCCCUAACCGCCGCCUUUAACCGGAGUUUUAGCUGGACGGGGGCGACCACGCCUCCCCCCGAGAGAGGCCUACCGACCGUGUCCCGGGGGUUUGGCACGGGCGUCACGCUCUCGUUCUCCACCCCCCAACGAGAGCAGUCUGCGAAUGCAAGCGUGCCCGCCACCCCCGGCGCGCCGUUGUUUCAUCGGAGGCGGCCCAGCAUCGUAAUUCAAAACAGUGCAAAGGACGACCCGCCGCCGCAGGACUCGGAAAACAUGGAAGGCACGUGACCAGGCAGUUUCGUAAGGAGUCAUGUGUGUUAGAACGACGCCCAUUUAGAAGCUGCUCAAAUUGAACUAAGUGGAGUCCUAGUAUACCUUACCUCACCUCGCUGUACAGCUUUCACUGCUUUGACCCGAUUCUUCUGGGACUUGGUGACCGACGUGUGUGUGGUUGGAGCGCUUAUCAGGGUUGUCGAUGGGAGACGUGUCCUUUAAAACUGGCAAAGGUGGUAGCAAGGUCGUCUGGAGAACACCGACACAUUCUUAGAAUAACAAAAGGAGCGCCCGGGGCAGGACGGGCAAGCUGCUUAGUUGCAGCCUGCGCUAACUUGAAGCAUUUGGGAAACUGUUUUGUAACAUAGACUGUACACUAACUGCCAGGAUAAGCAUUUUCUCAAGUGAGCCUUCAGCCAUGAAGUUGCAGCCUUGAUCACAUGAAGCCAUCAAU
Klebsormidium nitens is the source of this 3495-nucleotide messenger RNA. NCBI's taxonomy places the organism in Eukaryota, Viridiplantae, Streptophyta, Klebsormidiophyceae, Klebsormidiales, Klebsormidiaceae. The record is from the annotation of a GenBank genome assembly.